CUAUCAUCAUCAUUUCAAUCAUCGUCGAUCAAUUUUUCCUCCUUUCUGGCUUUCUGCUCAUCUUCCUUCCUCUCCUGCGCCUUCUCAUCUUACUGUAAUUUAGAUUCAUCACACACAUUGUUUUCUUCUUCUUCUUCUUUUCAAUCUGAUUUGUCACGGUUCCCACACAUCUUUUCUUCUCCUUCGAAUCAGAUUCGCCGGUGAUGAUGGUCCCAAAAGAAGUAACCACAUGAUUUAAUUUUAAUGGGUUUCCGGUUUAUUUGGGUCAGAUGGGUUCGGUCCGACUGAGAGGGGAGAUCUUGUUGGUAGACCAAGCUGCUCUUCUUUUUUUUUUUUAUGGAUCGAGUUUUUGAUGUUGCACGGCAAUUUUUUCUCUAAACAGCAACCAUCCUGGCGACAAUCAACUACCGGAGGGCGGCUACAAAAAUUAGUCCCUCUCCCGAAUUAAACCUUGGUAUCAAUAAUUUGUGGAGUGAACUUCUUGGAUGCGAGGAUACCAGAAGUGUAAAUAUGAAGCCAUGUUAGGCUCUCUCAAUGCUCAUGGUGUAUCCCAGAAUGGCCCCAAGACCCCUUCGUCUCAGCUUUAGACGACCCCGAUUGCAAUUGGUAUUUAUUAUACUCUUGAUUGUUGUGCCUAUCAGCAUUAUUGGGAUCGUUAACCAUGGCCAAAAGGUCUCCUACUUUCUUCGCCCUCUUUGGGAUCGUUCACCUGAGCCAUUUCAGAAGCUUCCUCAUUACUAUGCAGAGAAUGUUUCUAUGGGCCAACUGUGUAUGCUUCAUGGAUGGUCAUUGCGUUCAGAACCGCGCCGAGUGUUUGAUGCCAUAAUAUUCAGCAACGAGGUGGACAUUCUUGAAAUCAGGUGGCGUGAACUCCUUCCUUACAUUACUAAGUUUGUAAUCUUGGAGGCCAACACCACCUUCACUGGCAUCCCAAAACCUCUAUAUUUUGCUAAAAGUCGCCGCCGGUUUGCAUUUGCUGAGGAAAAGAUUGUUCAUGAUGUAUUUCCUGGUCGUGUUUUGCCGUAUGGGUCACAUGAAGACCCUUUUGAACUUGAAUCCGAUCAACGUGUGGCUAUGAAUGGAUUGCUGCGACGUGCCGGGAUUUCUGCGGGCGAUGUUCUCAUUAUGUCAGACACAGAUGAAAUCCCAAGUCCUCACACAGUAAAACUGCUGCAAUGGUGUGACGGGGUGCCUCCUGUAUUACAUCUUGAGUUAAAGCACUACUUGUAUUCUUUUGAGUUUCCAGUUGACUAUAGUAGUUGGCGAGCGACAGUCCACAUUUACAGCCCCUGGACUCGCUAUCGACAUUCACGCCAAACUGAUUUGAUUCUCGCAGAUUCAGGAUGGCAUUGUAGCUUUUGCUUCCGCACUCUGCAAGAGUUUGUUUUCAAAAUGACUGCCUACAGUCAUGCUGACCGUGUUAAGCGUAAAGAUUUCCUGGAUUACUCUAGGAUACAAAAGAUAAUCUGUAGAGGAGAUGAUCUUUUUGACAUGUUACCUGAGGAGUACUCUUUUAAGGAACUGAUCAAGAAGAUGGGAUCGAUUCCUGCUUCAGCAUCGGCGGUUCAUCUUCCUGCUUCCUUGGUUGAAAAUGCCGAAAAGUUCAAAUUUCUUCUUCCUGGAGGUUGUAACCGCGCAGCCGAGUGAAUGUGGUCUUGAGAAUCACAUGUACAGAUACAGUUUUGUGGCACACCAUGAUCUUCAUUUACCGUGUAGGAAACGUUAGUGCUCCCCCCUGAUCCUGUCGUUUGCAUUUCUGGGCAAUCACUUGCUCAUUUUAAAGUUAAAUUAGUGUAGUUAAUUUGUAACUUAGCGGUUGAAACAUGGAGGAUUUUGUUCUUUUUGAUUUGCAGGGUGGAAUAUGUCCUUUUUUCUGAGGAAAAGCUAGAUUAAGAGCCAGUGAUUUUUAUUUUUUAUUUUUUCAUUUUUGCAGAAUCAGAAUCUUCACGUUUUUGGUCGAUAUCUGUUUUCCUUAAUCUUCCAUUUUGCUGGUCAAUAUUGUAAAGGUUCCAACGUAUUGCCACUCUAACUACCAAAAGAAAGAAAAGUCAAAUCAAUUUGGAGUCGUCGCUUCCCAUUAACGGCCCACUUGAAGAAGUGUUUGCAUCGUGGGAAAAAAGAAAAAGAGUUUAAAAGGAAUUUUCCAACGUUGUACUCCAAGAAAACCUUUUUUCAUUCGAAUCUCUUCAGACAAUAUGCAGUCCAGCCGUUAAUUUUUCCUGGGCUGAAUUUUGUGGCCCAUACUCGUUGAAAAUAAAGUGACAGUGAAUCUAUUGACCAGAAGAAAACCCACGAAAUAUCCUCUUAAAUUUCUUCAUCAAUCCUUAGUCCUUAGUAAUAGAGCAGC
This is a messenger RNA of Oldenlandia corymbosa var. corymbosa, 2347 nucleotides long. The record is from the annotation of a GenBank genome assembly. NCBI's taxonomy places the organism in Eukaryota, Viridiplantae, Streptophyta, Magnoliopsida, Gentianales, Rubiaceae.